This is a messenger RNA of Sycon ciliatum, 3638 nucleotides long. Its product is annotated as probable serine/threonine-protein kinase drkD. Gene Ontology annotation, molecular function: protein kinase activity; ATP binding. The coding region runs from base 408 to 2189 and encodes 593 amino acids. The record is from RefSeq and is a predicted model, not a curated record. Gene Ontology annotation, biological process: protein phosphorylation. The transcript has 5 exons. Lineage: Eukaryota; Metazoa; Porifera; Calcarea; Leucosolenida; Sycettidae.
CCAGCAUGCAAGGGACGCGGUACAGGGAGCUCGGAAGGUCAAUCGGGUGACAAUCCGCCUUCCAAACCGGCCCACUCUCCCCAGACAAGAUGAUGGAAGGUUAUCUGCUGAGCUGAAAGCCGCCCGAGCGAAGGUCAAUGAGAGGUCUUCUGACGCUCUGUGCGGGGAGCUGCUGAAAACUUUGAACAUCGGUCGCCGUCGCAAGUGGCGGAGAGAUUCGUGCGUUGAAAUUGCAUUGCGGCGGACCGGAGAAGGGAAACACAAAACUUACCGACAGCUACAAACAUCGUCCUCAGUGUUUCUUUCUCCUCCCGUAUCGUUUACAGUCGUAGCCGUUCAGGCGGUGGAAGGGGUUUGGCGCAUAGCAGCAGCAGCAGCAGCAGCAGCAGCAGGAGAGUGGACGUACUAUGACGUCCUCGCCAAUAUCCGCCGGCGACCAACUUCUACAGCACAUCGACGCGCAGCAACUUCUGGAUGGCGUGGAACAGCUGACGGAGCGUCUGGGUGGUGGCAGUUACGGCGAGGUCUGGGCGGGCUUGUGGUGCGGGGCGCAAGUGGCCGUCAAACGCUAUCGCUCCGUGGUUCUGCUUGACCAGCAAGGUGAGAACGGUGCGCGAUGCCCCUCGCCCUACGUGCAGAAAUUCCUUCGCGAGAGCGACAUCUCCAGGAGCCUACAUCACCCGCACAUCGUGCAGUAUUACGGAUUGUGCCCGCCUGUGUCAGGCCGGUUCGACAGUCCUGGGUUCGUGUCGGAGCGGCUUGUGUGCACACUCGGACAGCGCAUUUCAGCCCCACUGGGCAGCACUAGGCCAGACGGUCCCAGCAGGCCGGUGGUUGAACCCUUGUCUGCAGGCUGUGAAUUGCGCAUAGCACGCGGCAUGGCCAGUGGCCUGGAGUAUUUGCACCGCAGACACGUGCUGCACCGCGACGUAACCCUGAGCAACAUGCUGCUGACGUCCUGGUGCUCGCACUCGUGCCAGGCCAAGAUCGGUGACGUGGGAAACGCUCGCGUCAUGGCGGUGCGGGCAUGCGAACACGAAAUGACGGCCAUUCCCGGUGCGCUCGCCUACAUGUCGCCGGAGGUGUUUGGUAAUGGCAUGCACUCGCUGUACGGCACUCCAUCCGAUGUCUACUCCCUCGGUGUUGUGCUGCUCGGGCUGGUGCUGAGGGGAUACCCCAAUCCCGCGCGCCGCGCCGAGGACCUAGAACAGCUGGGCACACGUGACCAUGCACUCCGUGACGUCAUCCCACCCUGCCUUAAGGGAAAUCCCCAGGAUAGGCCAACCGCCGCAGAACUGGGUCGGCAGUUGUCGGAGAUUUCCGUGGGGCCAGAAGAGGCAGCGACACAACAGGAGAUGAAUGGUGCCGCAGUUGAGGCUGGAGUUCGGGAGCAAGGUGAACGUGGGGUCUACUGCCUCGCAACCGUCACCGAUCGUGUGUGCGCGCCGGAUGACGGUAGUGAAGAGAACAUCGUCAUGCCAGUGCAGCAAGAACAGGCAAGAGACAGGACGUUUGGACUAGUGGUACAUGGUAGACGGACUGUGGCACACUUUACAAACGACAAUGCGGCUGACUCUCAACGGCAGCACAUUGCUGACCCCUGUGCCACUGCUCUUGUCGCUACCAGUGUCGACAGUGCUGAUCACGAAAGCUCUGGCCUGAGUGCUCCCGACACAAUUACACCAAUUCGUGCCACCACACAUUCACCGCCGCAAGAUGGUGUUCACCAGGAGCAGAAUGGACAACAGGAUCAAUCACGACACUUGCCUCAACAAGAACUACAACUACAACAGCAGCAGCAGCAGCCAGCACAGCAAUCCUCGUCGCGACGAGUACAGGACAGUGGCUCGUUUGCACUGCGCAGGAUCGCUCGCCUUGAGAAGUUCUAUGCAGCUCUUCAGUGCCGUAUGGGUCCAGGACAUAGAGCAAAGCUAGCCUCUGGCAUUGUGGUCAGCAUUCACGGCAGUGACUUUGAAUACCGCAGCCGCAUCGAGAGCUUCAUUGCUGAGCGCUGUGGCAGCGGUCACUACGACGACGUUGGCGAGAUGAUCCCGUACUGGAUUUCGGAGAGGCCUGGCGUGACGGGCAGCAACCUGGUGCAAGUGGCCAAGGAGAGUGUCAACUACCUGGCUGGAGUGCAGUGCCAGGAAGAACUCAACAAAGUCACUGUUCACGUCCCUCUGGAGUGAUGCUGGCAACCGAGGCAUGCAGACCACCGUCAGCUUGCGGCACAUUGGUGCACAGCGACGGACAGCUACAGCAUGUCUAAGGCGGCUCAGCACGUAUCGAUCUAUACACUACCAUUGACAAUGGUCACAGGUGCUAUGCAGGGAGUCGCAAAAUACCGGUACUUUACGACUCCCUGGUGCAAUGGACAUACCCGAGCUGUGCAAUGUGCUGCUUUCAACACUUCUACCGAACAUGACUCACAGUGAACCUAGGGUACAACAACUCGAGGAUAGUGACAAUCUUCAGAACUAUAUACUCUAGUGACUAUUUGACUGCAUACGCUAAACCUCACAAAUACCGACACUUGUCUCAUGCACGGUGGUGGUCCUUACUUCCAAGGUUAACUGUCUACACAGGACGCAGCGGCGGAUCCAGUGAUCUCUACAGGGGGGUUCCAGUAUAGUCAAAACUGAACAGCUGAUACAUAUACAUGGACACACAUUUGGUUGCCAGUAGUACAUUUACGAAUUUUAGGGGGUUCCAUGGAACCCCUCCUGGAUCCGCCCCUGGGACGGAGGAAGCACACCUCCAAAGGUGUUCAGCUCGUGCGUGUGCUGCGGACGCGGUGUUCAGAGUGGGCUGCGGAUGCGACGUUGCCGCGUACAUUUAGCCCAUGCACAAGGUGGCCAGGCAGCCACAGGGUCCUCCUCGCAAGCUAGCUAGACUGGCAUCUUGUCACGUGCGAUACGGCCACAACAAGAUGACACGACAUCAAUCACGUCGGCAGUGUGUAUCGCCCAAGCCGAGCACGUCCUAGUACUACUCCUUGUGCAUGAAUCUGUGCUGGGCUUUGCAACAGUUGAACACAUAAUCGUGCUAUACCUAGUGCAGGGUGUGCGUUGGGCCACACAGAAUCGCACUGCACCGUCAGGGACAUGUGCUGAGCUUUGCAACACAGCAUCGCACUGCACCGUCAGGGACAUGUGCUGAGCUUUGCAACACAGCAUCGCUACAGUAGAUGCGUUACUCAACAAGCAUAACGUUAGGGUAUGCGGAUCAUACAUGCGAGCGUACGCUGGUGUUUGGACGCAUUGAUAUCCUGCAAGAGGCAGUACAGACCAAGCUGGCUCGGGAGGAAUGAUUCACAAAUUGAUUUACGUAAAGACUGCGCUCGUCCAUCAAUGCAACGAUUUCCAAGGCUUGAUCCGAUCACACCGUUCUACUGCAAACAUCACAAUCAAAUGCGCUAACGGCUUGAGAUUUAUAUCCAGUUUCUUUUAUAUUUUGUUAAUAUACAUUCUCCCCAUGUCAACAUUGCACAGAAUAUGAAGUAUGGUUUUAUGUACAUUGAUUAGAAAAAUCUUUCAUGACAUGUGAUGAUGCAGCAUGCCUACUCAAUAAUUAAAAUGUGUGAGAAACGAAUUGAAGCAAGAGGUCAGUUUUAUAACAGUAUGAACGUAUGAAGCAUA